Molecule: messenger RNA, 483 nt
Organism: Ostertagia ostertagi
Lineage: Eukaryota; Metazoa; Nematoda; Chromadorea; Rhabditida; Trichostrongylidae
Source: the annotation of a GenBank genome assembly
AUGGACGGGACUUUUCUGCCACAUGCGCACCUGUUACAAUGGCCAUUCCCACCGGCGGAAUGGAGGGUUUCUGUCUCUGUGACAUCGGCUUUACUGGACCAUUCUGUGACGUGCCGCUUGAUUUGCAAGAAUGGAGGAACGGUUAACCAGGACAAUGAAUGCUCGUGCACACCAGGCUAUACUGGAGAGCGAUGUGAACGCUGUGCUCUCGGCCAUGUACAGGAAGGAGACCGAUGUAUCCCUGAGGUAGAAUUAGUGAAUACUUUCUCGUCUUAUACACGUGUCCGAGGCUUCGCUGGGCCUAGCAAACGGGAUCCCUUCUCGUCCAGAGCAUUUGCUUGGCCUUUCCUUCUGAUGGGAUCUGUUGCUGCUCUGGCUGUCGUUCUACUUAUCACCAUCGCCACUGCAGCAGUACGUCGAUGGAAUUCGAAGACGUCUAGGGAAAGCAGUGUUCGGGGACAGCCUGAUGCAACGGAUGUCUAG